GAAUCAGUCUCCCCAAGAAUCGAAGAUUGAUUUCAUUAAUCACCAUGAUCUUAGCAAAGAUCAGAUCAUUCAUGACAUCCUUGUACUCUUUUGGAAUGACCCCCUUUAAUAACUUCAAGAUGCUUACUCGGCAACUGUUGCUGGUUUCUUAAACUUUAGUUUCAGUUCCCUCUUCAAAUAACUAUUUCAGCAGUUUAUUCAUCGCCAUACCUAUUGACAACGUAAAUAAUAAUAUAAUUCUAAGCCACCAUUACAACACAGACAUGUUACAAUGUUUUUAAACAAAAAAAUGUAUAAGAGUGAAACAACUAUUUAAUCUAUGACCACAAAAACAUAAAUUGGAAAAUCGACAAGGACUACAAACCUAAAUCAUUCAAACUAGACAGAAAUCGAGCUGAAACCUAAAUCCUUCACACAAACUAAUAUUGAAACCUAUGAAACUUUGUUAAUAUCGGAAGAAUAAAAAUCAAACAGAGAAACAUAUGCAAAAACAAAACAAGUCUUACAACAAACCUCAAAAUAUCUCGUCGAGCCGAGUAACCUGAAGAAGAAGGACAGUUUAUAUCUGGUCUUAUGGCAUAACCACAUAAGGAGAGUGGACCUGUUUUCUGUUCUAUUUUACCAAAUUCCUCAAUUAAAAAUGAUUUUUUGUACUAAAAUUCAGUGUUACUCAAUUAUUUUAAUAGUCAGAGUUACUCAUGAGUCGCUCAUAGUUGGUCCCAAAUCUAUAAAAAGAAUGGAAGGAGUUGCUUUGUGACAAAAAAAAAAGAAAAAAAGUUUCUCACCUACGUGAAGUUUAAGCUAAUAUGGUGGAAAUCAUCUAAUGUAUAAGAAUGUGGUAACAAAUACACGAAGUUUAUGUUAAUACAUGUCACAUGUAUGAAGUAAAUGAUUAUACGGUGGCAACAUCACAAUUGGGUUUAAUUGAUUUUAAACUAAGUUAAUGGGGUUAAUCUGUAAUAUCUGAAAGUUAAUUCUGAUUUACUAAAUCUGACCCGACCCGACCCAACUCCUUUAUCCGACCCAAUUGUAGAUUUAAGUCUCUUGUUUGGAUCUCCAAUUUUUGAAAUUAGGUUUCAUAACAACAGAAAAUCGAUUUCAAAACAGACAACGACAUUGUUAGGGUUUGUAAAGCAAAAUCGAUUUAAGGAUUUCUAACACACAUAGAGAGAGAAACAGACAAGGUGAAAAAAAUUGAGAAAGAUUACAAACCCAGCAACCUAAUUUUGUUUUCUUUCCUUAAAAUAGAUGUGGCGAGUAGGGAAAAUGUAUAAUAGGGUUUAAAGAAAUGUCACUGGAAUAAUUUGUGUGCGAUAGUGUGAAUUUUGGAGAUUCAGUUGCAGGAUGAAGAUGAAGCAUUUUGGGAAUCACAAUGCUUAGUGAAAUUAACUUUAUCCGACCCAAUUGUGGAUUUAAAUGUUUUGUUUGGAUCUCCAAUUUUCGAAACUGGGGUUAAUAACAACAGAAAAUCGAUUUGAGAGAGGGCAGAAUCAAUUUUCAUAUAUUGCAAAUUGGCCCCAUUAACUUAGCUUAAAAUCAAUUGUGAUGUUGUCACUAUAUAACCAUUUACUUCGUAUAUGUGGCAUGUAUUAACAUAAAUAAAUUUUGUGUAGUUGUUGACACAUUUUUAUAUAUUGGAUGGUUUCCAUCAUAUUAGAGUAAGCAUGGUGUAGCUGAGAAACUAUUUUCCACGAAAAAAGAACGGAAGGAGUUGCAAAGGUAUAAAGAAGAGAUUAGUAACAAAGUCCCUCUUUCUUCCCAUAAAAAGGCUUCGCUUUCAAGUUUCAUCAUCAGUCAGUAUCUUCUUCUUGUUCCAUCUUUUCUUUCUCGGAAAAACAAAACAAAGAUUUGUCUUUUCUUCUUUUGGCAGGCGGGUUUAGAAAGUGAUUUUAUUUUUUUUUCAAUUCCUCGAACUCUCUUCGAAUCUACUGGAUUCCUCGAAACCCAAAACGCAUGUCCGAGUUCGGGUUUUGCAUUUUCCUCACACCAAGUUGUGCAUCAACAAACUCUCCAACAAUGAAUUUUCGACCAGAUAAGUCCGUUAGGUUUCACGACUGGAAAUCCGACAAGGCUUCCGACGUGGAAUACUCCGAGAGAACCGAGGUUCCAGAUGGUUUAUUCCGGAGGGCAAUAAGCUCAAUCUCAGACAAGUUACACGGAUGCUUCUUAAGGAUCAAAAUGUUCAGGAGGUCUUACUCUUUGAAAGAAACGGUUUCGAAAGGGAUUGAUUCCACUCACGAGAUACUUGACCCACAAGGAUCUUUCCUUCAGAAGUGGAACAAGAUCUUCGUUUUAGCUUGUAUCGUCGCUGUCUCCGUCGACCCUUUGUUCUUCUACGUACCUGUCCUCGACAAGGCCAAGAACUGUCUUGAUGUCGACAAGAAAAUGCAGACAACCGCAAGCGUAUUGCGCUCCAUCACCGACAUCUUCUACGCCAUUCACAUGGUUUUCCAGUUCCGUACGGGCUUCAUCGCUCCUUCUUCUCGUGUCUUUGGGAGAGGUGUUCUUGUUGAGAACAGGCGCGAGAUCGCUAAACGUUACUUGUCCUCUCAUUUCAUCGUCGACAUUCUUGCCGUGCUUCCUCUUCCUCAGAUGGUGAUUUCGAUAAUCAUUCCGAGUAUGAGAGAGCCCAAGACUUUGCACACGAAGAAUAUGUUGAAGUUCAUAGUCUUCUUCCAAUACAUACCGAGGUUUAUGAGAAUCUAUCCGCUCUAUAAGCAAGUGACUAGAACCUCAGGCAUACUUACAGAGACAGCUUGGGCAGGAGCUGCUUUUAACCUCUUCCUCUACAUGCUUGCUAGUCAUGUGUUUGGUGCUUUCUGGUAUUUGUUCUCUAUCGAGCGCAAAACCGUGUGCUGGAAGCAAGCUUGCGAGAGAGACAGGAGGAUCUGCGAAAUAGAUUCGUUGUAUUGUAGGGAGCCUCCCACUUUUGGAGACAACACUUUUCUCAAUGCGUCUUGUCCGGUUCUGGAAUGUAACGCAACACGUUUCGAGUUUGGGAUAUUCCUUGGCGCACUUCAGUCCGGUGUGGUGGAGUCUCAUGAUUUCCCUCUGAAGUUCUUUUACUGUUUCUGGUGGGGUCUCCAAAACCUCAGUUCGCUGGGACAAAACCUUAAAACAAGUACAUACAUAUGGGAGAACUGUUUCGCGGUCUUCAUUUCUAUCUCCGGACUGGUUCUCUUCUCGUUCUUGAUCGGGAACAUGCAGACGUAUCUGCAAUCAACAACCACAAGGCUGGAGGAGAUGAGAGUCAAGAGAAGAGACGCUGAACAAUGGAUGUCGCACCGUUUGCUCCCCGACAAUCUAAGGAAAAGAAUCCGACGAUACGAGCAGUACAAAUGGCAAGAGACCAGAGGCGUUAAUGAAGAGAAUCUUCUUCGUAACCUCCCUAAAGAUCUUAGACGCGACAUUAAACGCCAUCUCUGUCUCGCCCUUGUCAUGCGUGUCCCUAUGUUUGAGCAAAUGGACGAGCAGCUUCUUGAUGCUCUGUGUGACCGUCUGCAACCUGUGCUGUACACAGAGGAAAGCUACAUCGUCAGAGAAGGAGAUCCUGUAGAUGAAAUGCUCUUCAUAAUGCGUGGGAAGCUUCUAACAAUGACAACAAACGGUGGAAGAACCGGUUUCUUCAACUCCGAGCAUCUCGGAGCUGGUGAUUUCUGCGGAGAGGAGCUUCUAACCUGGGCUUUAGACCCACACACAUCCACAAACCUCCCAAUCUCGACAAGAACCGUUCAAGCUCUCGUGGAAGUCGAAGCCUUCGCACUCAAAGCAGACAACCUCAAAUUCGUGGCUUCUCAGUUCAGACGUCUCCACAGCAAACAGCUGAGACAUACUUUCAGAUUCUACUCGCAGCAAUGGAGGACUUGGGCUGCUUGCUUCAUACAAGCCUUUUGGAGAAGAUGCGUGAAGAAGAGACUAGAGGAGACUCUUAGACAAGAAGAGAACCGGUUGCAGGACGCUUUGGCUAAAGAAGCUUGUGGAAGCUCACCGAGCUUUGGUGCUACGAUGUACGCGUCACGGUUUGCUGCAAACAUCUUGCGGACUAUACGAAGGAGCGGUUCGGUGCGUAAACCGAGGAUGCUGGAACGAAUGCCACCUAUGCUACUACUUCAGAAACCAGCUGAACCGGAUUUCAAUAGUGAUGAUUAUAUGCGUAUAGUGCCGAUAUAUAAAAAUAGAAGUCUUUAA
Molecule: messenger RNA, 4188 nt
Organism: Brassica napus (rape)
Lineage: Eukaryota; Viridiplantae; Streptophyta; Magnoliopsida; Brassicales; Brassicaceae
Product: cyclic nucleotide-gated ion channel 1-like
Exons: 8
Coding region: 1954-4188 (744 amino acids)
Biological process (GO): transmembrane transport; monoatomic ion transport
Cellular component (GO): membrane
Molecular function (GO): monoatomic ion channel activity
Source: RefSeq, a predicted model, not a curated record